UCUUCGAUCACUGAAACAUGAUGAACCUGCACAAACAGACCAGCUCUUUAUCAACUGCUGAUAACAUUCGCUUAUAUAGAGCAAGGGCCUGUGAGGUUGGGGCACUGAUCUCCAGGACUAGCAGAGGCAGAGCUACUGUAAAGAAGAACAGAAAUUGUGAUUUAAGUUGCACAGUUGAAGAAAUCCAGGAUGUUUCCCAGAGCAAUCCCUGUGCUUCUAGCUGCUUUCUUGAUGUUAGGCUCCCAGAUUGAGGUCAAUGGAGAUGAGGUCCAAGAGGCCUUCUGGGAUUACAUCAGUCAAUUGACCAACACUGCCAAGGACAAUAUUGACCAGAUCCAGGGCUCAGAAAUUAGCCAUCAGCUGCGUGAUUUUCUAAAGGAUAAUGUGGAGACUUUCCAAGACUACACUGAGAAUCUCCGCCAGAAACUGACUCCCCUCACUGAUGAACUGAAGAUUAAGGUUAAUAGCGAGAAGCUUCGGCAGACGAUCAGGAACGAGCUGCAGGAACUGAGCAGGAAACUUGCCCCUUUUGCUGAUGGAGUCCACCAGAGCCUGAGUAGAAACCUCGCAGAAUUCCACCAUAAGCUGACACCUUACAGUGAGCAACUCCAACAGCAGCUGAGGAAUAAUGCUGAGGAACUUCGCCAGAGAGUGACUCCCUACUGCAAAGUGCUUCAGGAAAAAUUGAGAGAAAAUGCAGGGAACCUGCAGGAUGUUCUCACUCCCUAUGCUGAGCAACUGCAGCUGGAGAUUCAAGAGAACGUUGAUAAUCUCAGGCAGAAGGUGAGUGUGAAUGCUGAGGAAUUCCGCAGCAGGCUAGAUGAGAAAGUGCAGGAACUCCGUGAUAGCUUGAUCCCUUACGCCAGUGAUGUCCAGAACAAGAUGAACCAACAGAUCAAUGAAAUGACCCAGACGGUUGCACCUUAUGCUGAGGGGCUGCAGGCAAAGAUUGAUGAGAAUGUGGCGGUUCUGAAGCAAAGGCUGAUUCCAUAUGUUGCAGAACUGAAAGUGAAACUCAGUGAAAACUUGGGAAGCAUGAACCAAAAUCUGGCUCCAAUAAUCGAAGAUCUCAACAACAUUAUUAACCAGAAUGUUGAGGAGUUCCAUCAGAACAUUGCCCCCUAUUCAGAGGAACUGCAUCACAUGAUCAGUCAGAGUGUCCAGGAGAUGCAAGAGAGACUCGCACCAUAUGCAGAAAUUCAUCAGGAUCUUCAAAUCCAACUUUCAGCUUUGUGGGACAAAUUCCGACAGGACAAGGAGAACUGAUCGAGAAGUGGAAAGUUAUUCAAUCAGGCUGUGCAGCAGGAAUGCAGAGCUUUGUUGGAGGACAGAGAACUGUUUGAUUAUAAAUAUUGUCAUGUAUUUAAACCACUAUUGGAAUGUUAAAUUAUGGAUAAAAUGUUUUGAAAUGACUUCAGUAUUGAUAAUAUUUUCAUGUUUCCAUUUCUUGUGAAGCUCUUGUGAAGUUCAAAUCAAUAAAUAUCUGUUUUUUUGAAA
This is a messenger RNA of Stegostoma tigrinum, 1497 nucleotides long. Its product is annotated as apolipoprotein A-IV-like. Gene Ontology annotation, cellular component: blood microparticle; extracellular region; high-density lipoprotein particle. Gene Ontology annotation, biological process: cholesterol homeostasis; phospholipid efflux; reverse cholesterol transport. Gene Ontology annotation, molecular function: phospholipid binding; phosphatidylcholine-sterol O-acyltransferase activator activity; cholesterol binding. The record is from RefSeq and is a predicted model, not a curated record. Bases 190 to 1266 code for a protein of 358 amino acids. NCBI's taxonomy places the organism in Eukaryota, Metazoa, Chordata, Chondrichthyes, Orectolobiformes, Stegostomatidae. The transcript is spliced from 4 exons.